Messenger RNA from Electrophorus electricus (electric eel), 1454 nucleotides. It is a transcript of the gene yeats4, whose product is annotated as YEATS domain containing 4. Gene Ontology annotation, biological process: regulation of DNA-templated transcription. The record is from RefSeq and is a predicted model, not a curated record. Lineage: Eukaryota; Metazoa; Chordata; Actinopteri; Gymnotiformes; Gymnotidae.
UAUAGCAGCUUCACACUAGCAAACGAAAGGCUAUCAUGAAGUGAUACAUAUUGUCUGCUUAAUGGCAAUUUCAGAUACAAACUGCGCAGUUUUUCAUAAACUAAUACAAAUCUAAUAUUUUUCUCUAUAAAUACUAUGUUCAAGAGGAUGGCUGAAUUUGGUCCAGAUUCAGGCGGGCGUGUAAAGGGGGUGACGAUUGUAAAACCUAUUGUUUUUGGCAAUGUUGCCCGAUAUUUUGGAAAGAAAAGAGAAGAGGAUGGCCAUACUCAUCAGUGGACUGUAUAUGUGAAGCCUUAUAGAAAUGAGGAUAUGUCAGCUUAUGUGAAGAAAAUACAGUUCAAACUUCACGAGAGCUAUGGGAAUCCUUUAAGAGUGGUAACAAAGCCACCAUAUGAAAUAACCGAGACUGGCUGGGGGGAGUUUGAAAUCAUUAUAAAAAUCUUCUUUAUAGACCCAAAUGAGAGACCAGUUACCCUGUAUCACCUGCUGAAACUGUUUCAGUCGGACUCCAGUGCAAUGCCUAAGAAGACUGUUGUGUCAGAGUUCUAUGAUGAGAUGAUCUUUCAGGAUCCCACUGCCAUGAUGCAACAGCUUCUGAAUACCACCAGGCAGCUGACCCUUGGAGCCUACAAACAUGAGACGGAGUUUGCAGAACUGGAGAUGCGAACACGGGAAAAGCUCGAGGCUGCAAAGAAAAAGACAAGUCUGGAAAUUACUGAGCUGAAGGAAAAGCUGAAAGCCUCCAGAGAAAAUAUCAACUUCCUGAAGGAAGAAAUACGCAAACUGGAGGAGGAUGACCAGAUGAAGGAUCAUUGAUGACCAUGUAUGCAAAUCAGUGUAAUGGAGGCCAAGGGUCCUUGAGAGGCCUUGUGAACACACUGAACCCAUGUGGACUGUGGAAUCUUUAGGUGUUGGUAAAGUCACAUCACAUAGUGUUUGUCAGAAGGUGCCAAAGCUACCCAGUAGCAACUUGGCUUUCUACUUUAUUGUUAUUUAUAAUUUUGCUUAUUGGGCUUGGUCUCUGUAUCUCUAGCUCCAGGACAAAUCUCUGCUAGGUUCCUUGAAAACUUGAUUUGAUUAUUUUGAAGUGGAUUGUGAUGCUUUAAGACCAUUUAUGUCUGUUACAAAGUUGAUCCUUUUUAAAGUUGUCAAAUAUGUACACAUUUGUCUAUAAAACAAAGAAUUUGCAUCUGCAUGUUCGGAGAUUUUACAUAUGCAAAAAUGAACAGCCAAAAUGUUGUUUUUGAUAAAUUGUUUGUAUUUGAGGUGAUAUAUACACAGAAGUAUUCAUAACACACCUCUAUGGCAACCAUACUUAGCAUUAUAUUAAAUAUAUUUUGAAGCAGUAUUUCUUUGAAAAUAUGGGAGCUUUGAAAUACUGAGGUAUUGUGUAAGUAAACUGUUCCAUAUGAGUACAAUAUGAGCACAAUUAAAUCCCAAGUAUCCCAUUGCAA